Molecule: messenger RNA, 975 nt
Organism: Carica papaya (papaya)
Lineage: Eukaryota; Viridiplantae; Streptophyta; Magnoliopsida; Brassicales; Caricaceae
Source: RefSeq, a predicted model, not a curated record
AUUAAAUUGACUCAACGUAGAAUAAGUUAGUUGGGGAAGUGAGAGACGGCCUGUUUGAGUAAGACCCCUUGUGCUUUAUUUGAACCCUGCUGCCUUCCCAUUCUCUUCCUUCCCAUCUGUAUAGAUAGAGACUUUUGUUUCCCUCUCCCUCUCCUUUCUUAUCUUCCAUUAUUGAAUAUGGGGAAUUGCCAGGCCAUAGACGCUGCAGCUCUGGUCAUACAGCAUCCGAGUGGAAGGAUUGACAGACUCUACUGGCCUGUUACAGUCAGUGAGGUCAUGAGAGCAAAUCCCGGUCAUUAUGUAUCCUUGAUCAUCCCUUUGCCUGUUUCACAAUCAGAGCAAGAAACUCAGGAUCAGGAGCAGAAAACUAUACGGUACACACGUGUCAAGCUUCUUAGACCGACAGAUACUCUCGCUCUUGGCCAUGCUUACAGGCUUAUCACUUCUCAAGAGGUUAUGAAGGUCUUGCACGCAAAGAAGCACGCGAAGAUGAAGAAACAAUCUGAAUCUGUACGUAAACAACAGUCAACAACAGAUGAGCAGAGUUCAAGUGAUCAAGCAGCACAAAACUCAUCCAUGGAAAAGGCCCACCAGCCACAGAAACAGGAAAGACACCGUCCAAGAACUGCAUCCACAAACACUGCUUCCACAAGACCAAAAUCGUGGCGGCCCUCAUUGCAAAGCAUCUCUGAGGCUAGCAUGUGAUGGUGCUUUCAAGCUUCAGUUUCAACAUUCAAAGUGAUCCUAGAGAUGUGCAAUGAUCUGCCUGUUCUUCUACCGGUGAUCUUCAUAAAUGAACUCGAGCAUGGAAUAUAUAUUCACUAAAACCAUAGAGUUCAGGGUGAAGAUUUCUGUGUCAUUGCCGAUCACAGCUUCCAAAUGCAAACUUCUUUAAAAAUAAGACAUCUGUAUAGCUUCAAAGAAAAAAGGAAAAAAGAAAUGCACCUUACAUUGCAUUACAAAUAGUUUUUGCCA